Chinchilla lanigera (long-tailed chinchilla) is the source of this 1973-nucleotide messenger RNA. RefSeq names its product spondin 2, extracellular matrix protein (gene Spon2). Gene Ontology annotation, cellular component: extracellular matrix. The record is from RefSeq and is a predicted model, not a curated record. Gene Ontology annotation, biological process: cell adhesion. The transcript has 6 exons. The coding region runs from base 182 to 1177 and encodes 331 amino acids. NCBI's taxonomy places the organism in Eukaryota, Metazoa, Chordata, Mammalia, Rodentia, Chinchillidae.
GACAAAGCGGGGUGGGGCUACGCCAGGCGGGAGAGUGGAAGCCCUGACAACGGGAGAGCGGGAGCGUGAGCCUGGGAGCUCUAGGAGCCGGAGCCGGAGACCCCAUCCGGCUCUUCCUGGGUCUCCUCUCCACGGACAGACUGCCGGAGCACUGGGCUGUCAACUCCCUCCUCACGCUGCCAUGGACAGCCCGGCCACCACCGCCCUGCGCAGGGCAGUCUGCACCCUCCUCCUGGCCUCCCUGGGCUGUGCCACCAGCCGGCCACUGGGUGGGGAAUCUGUGUGCACGGCGCGGCCGCUGGCCAGGUACAGCCUCACCUUUACGGGCAAGUGGAGCCAAACAGCCUUCCCCAAGCAGUACCCCCUGUUCCGGCCGCCUGCACAGUGGUCUUCACUGCUGGGGGCAGCACACAGCUCCGACUACACCAUGUGGAGGCACAGCGAGUACGCCAGCAACGGGCUGCGGGACUUCGUGGAGCGGGGCGAGGCCUGGGCCCUGAUGAAGGAGAUCGAGGCUGCCGGGGAGAAGCUGCAGAGCGUGCAUGCCGUGUUCUCAGCCCCCGCUGUGCCCAGCGGCACAGGGCAGACGGCCUCAGAGCUGGAGGUGCAUCCCAGGCACUCACUGGUGUCCUUCGUGGUGCGCAUUGUCCCCAGCCCCGACUGGUUUGUGGGUGUGGACAGCCUGGACCUGUGCGAGGGGGGCCGCUGGAAGGAGCAGGUGGCCUUGGACCUCUAUCCGCAUGACGCUGGGACAGACAGCGGCUUCACCUUCUCCUCCCCUAACUUCGCCACCAUCCCGCAGGACACCGUGACUGAGAUCACGUCCUCCUCACCCAGUCACCCGGCAAACUCUUUCUACUACCCGCGGCUGAAGUCCCUGCCACCCAUGGCCAGAGUAACCCUGGUGCGGCUCCGGCACAGCAGCAGGGCCUUUGUCCUACCCGCCCCGGACCUGGUCAGCAGGGGAAAUGAGAUCAUCGACAGCCUCUCAGUUCCAGAAACACCACUGGACUGCGAGGUGUCGCUGUGGUCACCCUGGGGCCUGUGCAAGGGUCCCUGCGGGAAGCUGGGAACCAAGGUCAGAACUCGCUACGUCCGUGUGCAGCCCGCCAACAACGGCACACCCUGCCCCAUACUUGAGGAGGAGACUGAGUGUGUCCCUGAUAAUUGUGUCUGACCCAGGCAUGGGUCACCAGGGGCUCCCAGGUGGACAGGCCGAGGGCUAACAGGAGGCCCUGCAUAGACUGCCCUCAGUGGCAGCCAGGCAAUGGUUGUGACAGGGCCCUUCUGCAGGCGUAGGAAUCCGGAGGCCCUGAGUCUGCUCUACAUUAUGUCCCUGUAACUUAUUACCGUUCUUGAGGCUGCCUGUGAUGCUGACAAGAGGACGCCUCAGUGAGCCCUACACCCACAAGGCUGUUAAAUACCUCAGACCUGGUGCCCAUCCCACUACCACGCCCACUCCCAGACCAUGGCAGCCCCAUGCUGUUGGCACCAAAGCCAGGCGACCACACAGGAAACACAGAGAGGAAUGGUUUUAGAAACAUGGCACUUUCAUUUAUUGAUCUUUGCAUCUGAAUAAAGGCCAUCUGUCCCUGAGAAAUGCCGGAGGCUGUCCUCACACCUUCCCUGGACACCUACAGCAGAGGGCGCUGGAUGUACCAACGGGGACACACUGCAAGGUGCCCAGGACGCUGUCCUGACUGCAAGGCGGGGCAGGCACCUGGCAGGAAAGGGGGAGCAGGUUUGUGAGGACCCCUGCUGAGGCCUUAGAAGUUGGCAUUCGGCAGCAGCUGUCAGGUACACACUGCAGGCCGGGACUGAGUGCACACCUGGAGCAGCACGGGGUCACCAUGGCCACAGCCUUUGCUGUGCCCUCCCGCACAGGGUGGCUAAUGGGGCCACACUCAGGCGUCUCCCAGGGUCUAAGCUCAGAGGCCUUGCUCACAGGGGCCCUGGCUUGGUCAACUUCCCGU